AUGUUCAAAAAUACGCGUCCUACACUUGGUGGAGUAGGCAUGCGAUUGAUGCAGAAAAUGGGUUGGCGACCAGGUGAGGGGCUUGGUCCUAAUGGAAUGGGUGCUACUGAACCACUGUUGAUGGAUGUCAAGAAUGAUAGGAAAGGCCUGGUAUCGCAGGAUGAUAAAGGUGCAGAAUCUGUUCCUGUAAUGAAGUCCGCUGGUGUGCCAGGUUGUUCAAUUUUAUGCCUUUGUUGUAAUAUUCAUGUUUUAAUAAGUAUUCCUUCUUAA
This is a messenger RNA of Angiostrongylus costaricensis, 270 nucleotides long. The record is from the annotation of a GenBank genome assembly. NCBI's taxonomy places the organism in Eukaryota, Metazoa, Nematoda, Chromadorea, Rhabditida, Metastrongylidae.